GCAUGUUUGUUGCAUGAACCUGCCAGCCCUGAAAUGUCCAUUGUCAUCCUCUUCCCGUUUCUCCUCUGUCGUGGACGCAUGCAAACACACACGAAUGUUCAUGCUGGCGUGUGACCGAGAGACAUGUUAAUUGUUAACCAGUGUUGGUGAAGGCAGACGCAGAGUUCACGCAGGUAAGAAGCAGCAGGGGCCAUUUUAGCGGGGGCAGAUUCUGCACCACACUAUCCGUCCCCCACGAACAGGGGCAGUGAACCGUGGGCUUACAACACUCGCAGGUGGAGGAACAAGUGCCAUGGUGACACUAAAUCGCUUGAGUGUAGUGGAUUCAGAGCACGGCUCUCGACUGCUCCCCGUGGCCGCCGACACGACCACACCAACACCCGUCUGUCACAGGACGCGAGUGGACCCAAGGACUGAGUCCAGGGACUUGUUCCUCAGCAGGAGGGUGAAUUUCGCCACCAGCCUGCUCCUGUUGAUUGGAUGCUACCUGGCCAUCCUGAUACCCGCAUACUUCCACUCGAAUAAGGCAGCAGUUGUCAGUGAUAACUCCCAAAAUCCCAAAUAUUUGGCAUUACUGAAUCGGUCAGCAUCCCUCCUGUCGCAGCCGUGCCAUCCUGGCUGGUGUGUGAACCACCUCAGAGCCCUGUCCUGCUCUGAAAACCUCCUGGACAUCCCCGUUUUUGUGCAGGACAGACCCGAGUGGGAUCUGGCUCCUCCUCUGGGGCUCCAGGGCAGUGAGGAUCAUCUGGCCUUGGCUCUUGCCUCCAUGCCUCAACCUGGCCUACCUGCAUCGCUGAGGAAAGAAGGCAGCUGCAGACGAUGUGUGGUGGUGGGAAACGGCGGCGUUCUUCAAGGCAGCCACCUUGGAGCCCAUAUAGAUCAGUAUGACAUCAUCGUCAGGCUGAAUAAUGCUCCAGUGCCUGGAUUUGAGAAAGAUGUUGGGUCGCGCACCACCAUCCGUCUCAUGUACCCAGAGGGAGCGCCUCACUCUGCUCAGGAGUACAAAAAGACCUCCAUGGUUGCUCUGGUGGUUUUUAAGAGCCUGGACUUGGACUGGCUAACUUCUGUAAUCACCAAACAGCCGUUGAGCUUCUGGUCCAAAAUGUGGUUCUGGAGGGAGGUGGUGGACGAUAUUCCACUGAGACCAGAGAGCUUCAAGAUCCUCCAUCCAGAGAUUAUUCACAAGACGGGACGAGUCCUGCAGCAAUACGCUCUCAAACAGGGAAAUAUGGUGCCAACAUUAGGUGCCAGUGCAGUGGUGAUGGCCGUGCAGGUGUGCGACCAGGUGAGCCUGGCCGGGUUUGGGUAUGACUUGCAGCACCCCGAGGCCAGGCUUCAUUACUAUGAGGGCAUACGGAUGGACGCCAUGAAAGCUCAAGUGGUGCAUGAUAUCAGUGCUGAAAAACUCUUCUUGAGGGACCUAGUGGCUGCAGGAGCUGUGACUGACCUCACUGGAGCUCUGUGAGCUGAACACUGAUGUUACACUGAACUCUCGGUGCACUCUCUCCUGGCUGUGAGGCUGUGGAAUCCCCUACGAUACGCUCGGCCCAGAGCCCUUCACAGCCUGGCCUGACCUUUAAAGUGCUCCGUCUCAAGGCUUAACUGAUGACUGUAAAUGUCAAAUGACUAAAGACCAUCUUGAGUAUUCCUUUUUUUAUAAACAAAAAAACAAAAAAACACAAUAAAUCACCCACUACGAUGUGUAAAAUAGUUGUGGGUGAAUGCUGUGCUAUCACUAAUAGUGAACGGCUGGAUGUUGAAUGAAUUCACUAUUCAGUGCCUCAAAUAAUUCUAUUUACAAAGACUGAAUCAAGUGAAUGUGGGACUGAUAUUUUUUUCCAUAAAAAACAUGUAUCUUAUCAGGAUUUGGUAACUUGAAUAAACUUUUGAUCACAAACUGUCACCAUGUAAAACUGAACAGUUGCACUGGUUGCCAAUGUGCCGGAACAACGCUGCCACUUUAAGAGUUGCCAUGGAUACCAGCCUGCUCUUG
Messenger RNA from Cololabis saira (Pacific saury), 1993 nucleotides. RefSeq names its product ST3 beta-galactoside alpha-2,3-sialyltransferase 7 (gene st3gal7). Gene Ontology annotation, molecular function: lactosylceramide alpha-2,3-sialyltransferase activity. The coding region runs from base 293 to 1465 and encodes 390 amino acids. NCBI's taxonomy places the organism in Eukaryota, Metazoa, Chordata, Actinopteri, Beloniformes, Belonidae. The record is from RefSeq and is a predicted model, not a curated record. The transcript is spliced from 8 exons.